GUCUUACGUCACUGGAGGAGUGUUGGACGUGGAGCUACGUGCCUGUUCGGCUGCAUGGGGCGCAUGGGGCACAGUGUAGUUGCUCUUUUAAUUUCAGACGUUUAUUGUUUACCUGUUAUUGCUUUUGUUCUUGAAUAGAGUCUGAUUUUUAUAAGGACUUGUUCACGGUGAGAAAAAUCUAAUUGGACCUUGUCGACCUGUGGAAACAGUUGGUGAAUAGUUGGCGCAAGCUGCUAGCAACUUUAGCUAUAUGGCAACACUUAGACUUAACAAGACCAAAUAACUUACUUGUUGAAUUGUUGUGACAUUACACCCUGCAUCCCUGUCGUUUUAUGUAUGUCACAAUGUAAUAACCCGUGCUUAUGACAAAUUGUGGAAGACUUGGGCUUUCAGACUCCUUGACCUUCGACAGGCUAUGAGUUUUUGUUUUGUUUUUUCGGAUACUGUGUGGGAUAGGAUGACACGCGCAAGCUCGAUUUAAUCAUAAAAAUUGCAGACUGAGUAAUUUAUGUUUGCAAUUUUGAUGCCGAGAAUGCCUCGGCGCUCUGUUGUUAACUUUAUGUGCACCGGACACCGUGCUUUUGCCCAGCUGUACGCAGUCUCACGUCGUCAGCUUCACACUUCCCCAUUCAAGCCUUCGUCCCAGCCUAGAACUGGAUUUAAACCUGAAAAAGUGGCCGUGGUAACAAAGACAACACGCUAUGAAUUUGAGCAGCAGAGAUACCGAUACGCUGGACUAUCAGAGGAGGAUCUGAAACAGCUGCUUGCUUUGAAGGGUUCGAGCUACAGUGGCCUUCUGGAAAGACACAACAUCCACACCAACAAUGUUGAGCACAUUGUCAAGAGUUUGAGGAGAGAGGGUAUUGAAGUUAGAGUGGUAAAAAGAGGAGAAUAUAAUGAAGAGGUAGUGCGAUGGGCAGAUGCAAUCAUAUCAGCUGGAGGUGAUGGGACAAUGCUACUUGUUGCCAGUAAGGUUUUCAGCAAGGAUAAACCGGUUGUUGGAGUUAACACAGACCCUGAGAGGUCAGAAGGUCACCUGUGUUUGCCCGUUCGCUACACUCAUACCUUUCCUGAGGCUCUGCAGAAACUGUUUCGGGGAGAUUUCAGAUGGCUGUGGCGCCAAAGAAUUCGACUUCAUCUUGAAGGCACAGGAAUCAACCCAACACCUGUAGAUCUCCAUGAACAGCAGCUGAGCUUGGAGCAGCACAGCCAGGCUCACCGCAACACAACACCUGAUGGCCAAAGUGGCACAGGGGUGCUACCUGAGCGCUUCUCACAGCCAUGCCUCCUUCCAGUCAGAAGCCUCAAUGAAAUCUUCAUUGGAGAGUCUCUGUCCUCCAGGGUGAAGUUAAAACGUCAUGUUAAACUCUUACUUCAUAGGGCUUCCUACUAUGAGAUCUCUGUGGACGAUGGGCCUUGGGAGAAGCAGAAGAGUUCUGGCCUCAGCGUCUGCACGGGCACUGGCUCCAAAGCAUGGUCAUACAACAUUAACAAGUUGGCUGAACAAGCUGUGGAGGAAGUUUUGAAAAUUGGGAAGGCACAGGCUCAUCUGGAAUUCCACCUAAAUCAUGAAAUUAUUGAAAAGGUUACUGAAGCCUACAAUGAAUCUCUGGUGUUCAGCCCUGAGGACAGGCAAUUAUUGUUCAGCAUCAGAGAGCCCAUUGUGAACAGAGUUUUCUCCAGUAGUCGGCAGAGGGGCUUUGCCAGCAAAGUAUGUGUUCGAUCUCGUUGCUGGGAUGCUUGCAUGGUGGUUGAUGGCGGGACUUCUUUUGAGUUUAACGAUGGCGCCAUUGCUACCAUAAGUUUGAGUGAUGAGGAUCAGCUUCGGACUGUACUUUUGGAAAACUAAUGCACUAUAGAACUUUGAGGAUGUGGACUAGUUUUAGCCUCAUCUCGGAUUUAUCCAUCACAAACACAAGGUUAUUUUGCAAUCAUGUGGUUUAGUCGAACUUGCACAGUACAGAAAAAAACAUGGUCUGGUGAUUAAAUGAGUAGAUAGCAGCAUUAUGAAAGUUUUUUUCCUUUAGGUAUUAUUUUCCAUGAAAGUAUUUUGCCAAAAAUUAUUUAAAAUUGGGAUUGGUGGGAAAGUUUCAGAAUUUUUUGUGUGCAAGUGGAAUGUUUGUGAAAAAGGCAUUAAUAUUAGAUGGUGUCUAUUUCUUAGUUGCCUAUAUUUUUGAAAGAUAUUUAUACAUAUUGUUGGUGGUUGAAAAUGCUAGAGAAUGGAAGCAACUUCUCUUGCCAUUUAUGGAUUAGGUCAAAUUUGCACAACGGGCAACCUUUUUAAAAUUGUGGCAUGUUUUGACAGCUGGAUGUUUAGCAACUUUGAUGAAGCUAAUAAAAAUAAAUGCAAAUA
This is a messenger RNA of Boleophthalmus pectinirostris (great blue-spotted mudskipper), 2353 nucleotides long. It is a transcript of the gene nadk2, whose product is annotated as NAD kinase 2, mitochondrial. Gene Ontology annotation, cellular component: mitochondrion. Gene Ontology annotation, molecular function: NAD+ kinase activity. NCBI's taxonomy places the organism in Eukaryota, Metazoa, Chordata, Actinopteri, Gobiiformes, Gobiidae. The record is from RefSeq and is a predicted model, not a curated record. Gene Ontology annotation, biological process: NAD+ metabolic process; NADP+ biosynthetic process. The transcript has 12 exons. The coding region runs from base 509 to 1849 and encodes 446 amino acids.